GCUUUCACGGCGGCGGGAGGACAUUGGCAUUAUGCAGGAGCACAAGUCUUUCCUCAUUCGAGAUCUGCUUGGUGACGUGCUGGAUCAUCGCGUUCAAGAUGACUCGGAGGAUGACUCGGCUGUGCACUCGGACUCGGAGGACACGAUCGACCCAGGCAGCAGCCCUUGCACGAGGCUCAGCAGUCCAUCCCCGGGCUCGGCGACCUCCGGCGGUGGCGGCAAGUCGUGCGCGCCCUCGGGCGCCACGACCAACGGCGGCAGGAAGCCCCGGAGGAGGCGGACGGCGUUCACUCAUGCUCAACUCGCCUAUCUCGAGAGGAAGUUCCGCUGUCAGAAGUACCUGAGCGUCGCCGAUAGGAGCGACGUGGCCGACGCGCUCUCUCUCUCGGAGACGCAGGUCAAGACGUGGUACCAGAAUCGAAGGACCAAAUGGAAGCGGCAGAAUCAGCUGCGACUCGAGCAGCUCCGGCAUCAGGCGACGGUGGAGAAGGAGCUCCUGGUGCGUGGGGUCGGCCUGCACCACGGCGGCAUCGAGGCCUACUGCACGCCGUCCUACUCCCAGAGCCAGCAGUCGUCGGCCCAGCCGCCCCCGCCACCGCCUGUGCCCACGACCGCCUCCACGGCAGCCUUUCUCUCCACUGCCGCAGCACUCUUCCGCAACGUCACCUACGUCCACGGCUGUCCGCUUUAACCCAUCCUCGGGGAGCAGAGUGACUACCUUCAGCCCCAACGUCGCCUCACCGUCGAUUCCUUUUCACCAUUGUGAGCGUUUCACCUCCAUUGUCCGUCAUACGCUCGACUACUGCGACAUUUC
Molecule: messenger RNA, 814 nt
Organism: Ceratosolen solmsi marchali
Lineage: Eukaryota; Metazoa; Arthropoda; Insecta; Hymenoptera; Agaonidae
Product: homeobox protein slou
Exons: 3
Coding region: 32-691 (219 amino acids)
Biological process (GO): cell differentiation; regulation of transcription by RNA polymerase II
Cellular component (GO): nucleus
Molecular function (GO): RNA polymerase II cis-regulatory region sequence-specific DNA binding; DNA-binding transcription factor activity, RNA polymerase II-specific
Source: RefSeq, a predicted model, not a curated record